AGGUAACGGUAACUAUGUAUGACGUAGGGUUCUUUUCAUGGUGACAGAUAAUCAAAAGACAAGAUAUGGUCGACUAGUCGGCUAAAUAACGGUGAAUUUAUAUUUUUAUUUUAACAAAAUGGAUUGGAGUUUGAAUACAAUAUAGCAGAAGUUGUAGAUUGGACAAUGACCCAACACACCUCCAGGCUGUAUAAGGGCUAUUUGACCAAGAAGGAGGGUGAUGGAGUGCUGCAUCAGAUGACCUGGCCUCCACAAUCACCCGACCUCAACCCAAUUGAGAUGGUUUGGGAUGAGUUGGACCGCAGGAUGAAGGAAAAACAGCCAACAAAUUCUCAGCAUAUGUGGGAACUCCUUCAAGACUGUUGUAAAAGCAUUCCCCAUUAAGCUGGUUGAGAGAAUUCCAAGAGUGUGCAAAGCUCUCAUCAAGGCAAAGGGUGACUCUGCGGGACAGGAAGUGAUGGACUUCCGGUGGGGGAGGAGCCGGGGCGAGGAGGGCAUCGCCGUGGUGAUAAACUUCCUGCUGGCUAAUGCCCGAUUGGUCCUGGGAGUGGGAGGGGCCGCGGUGCUGGGCAUCGCUACGUUGGCUGUCAAGAGGUUGAUAGAACGCGCGGGCCGAGCAGCGGAGGACGAGAAGGUGGAACAGAAGAUGUCAGAGAGCUGGGAGGAGCUUGGCUUAGUCUCCGCCUCCCCCAAGUCCAUAAGGAAGGGGCUGGAGAGUGUGGUCAUGAAACAUGUCGCCAAGGCAACCAAACCACAGAAAGCUGACCUGUGCCAGCCCCAGCAGCAGAAGUCUAGUCUGAAUGAGAAGCCUGUCAACGCAGCAGAGCCCCAGAGACCCAAGAGCCUACAGCUGUCUCUCACCCUGCAGGACCGUCUCCAGCAGUAUUAUUCAACCAGAGCAGCUUUAGUCCCAGAGGUCGUCCACAGAGCUGAGAGUCUAGCUCUAGAUAUCUGUAUAGAGGUACAAGGAUUCCUGCACAGCACAAACCCUGACAUGCCUCUGGGAGAGAUGUCACUGGGAGGGUCCCUACUCGACGACCUACAGGUGGUGAGAGCGGACCAUGCGUGCCUGCUGGUUCCCCUCCAGCUAGAACCCAGUCUGUGGAGACUGAUCCCUGGGGAGGAGACUCUCCUAACACACCCUCUACACUGGAUGGUCCGGCGGGUCAACCUGGAGUACUUCCCUAGAGGACGCAGCUACUGGGACCGGUUCCUAGUAGGAGGGUAUCUGUCCUGCCGGGCGCUGGUGAGCAUGCUCAGUAAGGCUGUGAUGGAAACCAUGAACUGGCCGUCUCUCUCCUCCACUCUGGACUGUCUGGUCAGGCCUGUCCUCGGGGGAGAUGAACUGAAACUAGAGAUACGACCAGAGCGAGGUGAUACUCUCUUCAUCUCCGUAGUGCCGGUGCUGAGGGAGGCAGACGUGGUCCUGACUGCCCAGGUAGAGUUAACCCAGCCCUGGGAUAGUGCCUGGCACCUCUCCCUCUACCCCUGGGAGACCCAGCGCCUGACCCAGCUUGACUCCGCUGACCAGGGGGUCCGACGCGCCCUCCUCAAAACCCUCAAAGCCGUCUGUCGACACUGUCCCGCCCUGCGACCCCUCACCGCCGCACCGCUGGCCAACCUCAUCCUCCACCUCAGCGACACGGACGUGGAUUGGUCGGAGGGUUGUCUGAGUGGGCGGUUCCAGCAGUGUGUGUGGGAGCUGAUAGGCUAUCUGGAGCAGGGGGUGUUACCUAGCUACUUCAAGCCCAGUGUUAAUAUGUUGAACGGAGUGACGGAGGAAGAGGUCGAUGAGAUGGGCUUUAUGUUGUACUGCGCCGUCUCUGAACCAGACAUUCUGCUGAUAUAGAUAUAUAUAUAUAUAUAUACUCUAACCUGGUGUAUAUAUCAGAGAGGAAGAAGACAUGUAUUAGAUAUAAGAGACACGAGACACCACCCUGACGUCUAUAGAUCAGUUGUGCCAUAUUACCGCUCCACUGAGACGUGGACGGGAGAUUGUUGUUCAGGCAGUCGUGCAUCUCCUUCACAUACACCUGUGGGGGCUGACUGACUAAACAGAGAUAAUUUAUAUAUUGUGUAUGAGUACUAUGGUGCGGAUGAGUUGAUGGGGGGCUCUGACUGAGCAGCACAGAGACUCUGGUGACAUGAUGAUGAUGGACUGUGCCUUAGGGGAAGUAGAUGAGGGAAGGAAGAAAUGAAAAAGAAGACUAGGGCUGCGUUUUACAGACACCCAAUUCUGAUCAUUUGGGGGCAGAAUCAGGUUACCUGUGUUAAACGCAGCCUUUAGUGACGGAGACUUGUUUUUCUCCUGCUGCGGACUAUGUAUCUAGAUCUAGUACAUCUCUGGCCAAAAGGCUGUUUCAGUAAAGUAGUUGACUACUUUAAAAUGGUGGAAGCGCUCAAUGGACUAUAUAUCUAGAUCUAGUACAUCUCUGGCCAAAAGGCUGUUUCAGAAUGGCCUGCGCCAUUGAGGCUACAACCCAUAGGAAUCCCCCACCCUAGUUGACUACUUUAAAAUGGUGGAGCCCUCAAUGGACUAUAUAUCUAGAUCUACUACAGCUCUGUCCAAAAGGCUGUUUCAGAAUGGCCUGCGCCAUUGAGGCUACAACCCAUAGGAAUCCCCCACCCUAGUUUACUACUUUAAAAUGGUGGAAGCCCUCAAUGGACUAUAUAUCUAGAUCUACUACAGCUCUGUCCAAAAGGCUGUUUCAGAAUGGCCUGCGCCAUUGAGGCUACAACCCAUAGGAAUCCCCCACCCUAGUUGACUACUUUAAAAUGGUGGAAGCCCUCAAUGAGUGCUACCCAUUCUAAAACUGCAUUUUUUGGGGGGGGGGGGGGUCAUUGAAAGGCCUGGAUCAUUCUCUAUGGGCCGACUGGACGACACAAGAUAACAAAGUUAGCACCAGUUACCACAGCCACAAAGUGAUAAUUAUGUCUAAAAUCCCUCCGCCAAUUUCUCUUCUUAAAAUCCGAUUUUUAAACCUGUUUAAUGACGUCAUUAUAUGCACCUUCUACUGAAUGAAGUGCUCACCUUUUCUUUUCAUCAUGUUGUCUGUGUUUUGCGUUUGCUGAAGAGUGACUUAAAUAAAUGUUUUCUGCUGAACUACU
Molecule: messenger RNA, 3108 nt
Organism: Oncorhynchus kisutch (coho salmon)
Lineage: Eukaryota; Metazoa; Chordata; Actinopteri; Salmoniformes; Salmonidae
Gene: mief2
Product: mitochondrial elongation factor 2
Exons: 9
Coding region: 458-1849 (463 amino acids)
Biological process (GO): positive regulation of mitochondrial fission; mitochondrion organization
Cellular component (GO): mitochondrial outer membrane
Source: RefSeq, a predicted model, not a curated record